CAAUACAUGUGGUUUCGACAGCUGAGGUGCACCACUCCCUAGAGAUGACUCUGUUUAGAACCAGGUAUCCAUGACACAUCUGACUCUCGUUCUAGGAAUCCGCUCCCAUGGCUGCCGAUCGGUCAGUACCUAGGCUACUGACCUGGCUGAUGCUCCGAGACACCACUGUGUCGACUCGUCUGUAUAAAGCCACUGAGCAUCUAACCAUAUUUCGUUCCUUCCUCAUCCUCCUCGAGCGAUCCGGCGAUGGCCGUCUGCUGCUCCCACUCGCCUUCGCGCUCUGGCUCUCUCCCGUCUUCACCAGCGCGACGAUCCGUCAGAUCUUUCUAGGAAUCUUCCUCGCGUGCAUACUCGAUCUGGCGAUCGUCGGCAUUCUCAAGGUCGCAUUUCGGCGGCCGCGUCCGCACUACAACCGCGGGAUGCUGGUCGUCGUGGCGCCUGAUCAAUGGUCCUUCCCCAGCGGUCACGCGUCUCGCGCCAUUAUGAUCGCCGCUCUCCUUUUCCACCUCCUCCCACCGAUCUCAACCGAAUUCGCCCAGCUGCUUCCCUCAAGUCUCAGCCAUCUGAUCCCGACGGAUCUACACCGUCUGUUUCCCGAAACCCUCAAGGACACCUUAUCAGCCGAUCUAAGCCCGGAAUUUAGGGUUUGGUCUCUCAUGGCGGCGGUUACCGCGUGGGCUGUGACGACUGCGGGGUCGAGAGUGUUCCUAGGACGGCAUUUCGUGCUGGAUGUCGCCGUCGGCUGCCUCCUAGGUUUUCUAGAAGCCCUGCUAGUGACGCGGAUGGUCUGGCCGUCCCAAGAAGUUUCGGAGAAGCUGCGAGAGCUGGCUGUGACUUGCGGUCGAUUCCAGGAAGGAUGCAGUCUGGAUGAGAUUCGCCGAACUCUGGGGAUUUGAUCUCAUCAUCUGAUGCCACUGACACGUCAGCUGAAGCUGUGGGGUGCUGAUGCUGUGACUUGUGCGGUAGUACCGACAGGUCGCAGUCAAGUCAAUAAGGACGACUGGCUAAAAGGAAUGGCCAAUUUCUCCGAAGUUCUCCAGAAUCUCUUUUACGCUGUUCAUGCUGCACUGAGUCUUCCAUUCCAAUACGUUCCCGUCUGGCGAUAUGAUAUUCAUUCUACUCCCCCUCCCUCUCACGGCACUGGUACCCACUGCUGGGCUACCCUACCAGCCUACCACCUUUCCUGGACAUGUGAUCGCUAGUCCCUGUGAUGAUGGAUUUAGUGACAUGAUGCUUGCACACUCGCACACAGCAGCACACCCCUGUGCUUGCAUGCAGCCAUGCUGUCUGCACUGCACAUGCAGCGUUGCUGGCCGGUGUGCUGCUGCUGUGUGAGCUGCAUGUGAGCAAGUGCGAUGCUGCGGCAAUUCUGAGGGACU
This is a messenger RNA of Closterium sp. NIES-67, 1379 nucleotides long. The record is from the annotation of a GenBank genome assembly. NCBI's taxonomy places the organism in Eukaryota, Viridiplantae, Streptophyta, Zygnematophyceae, Desmidiales, Closteriaceae.